CCUAAAAAAACAAUGCAUGUUUUUUCCACAUUUUAUGCCUUUUUUUUUUUUUUUUUAACUAGUCAGCCACUUGGCAAUCCCAUAUAUGAAAACUCAAUUUGGCACCAGCAUCUUUUUGCAAGUGAAGCCUGUCCAUGUUUUAUUUUUGUUCCGCUCCUAAAUCUGUGCGUAAUUGAAGCACCAGUGCGCACACUCGGAGCAGCUGCGGCGCCUCUUCUUCGGGCAGGGUUUCCAACACUUGAGUGUGAUUGGGUCUGGGUGGAGGAGUACGUUGGAGUGCAUCUGCUGUGUUGUCUCUCCACAUGCUCCAGUGUGCACGCAGAGCAGCACAGCUAGGAGCAGUCUUCAUCUCCCCCCACCAGAGAACUUCCUCCUGCAUGGACACAUAACCGAGCGCACGGCUGCAAUCGCGGGUGUCGCCUGCACCCACCCCUUCAUCACCUCCAUCUCCCACCGCAACCAUCUCUGAAGUGGCUGCCUCACCGGGGCGGACCGGAGGCCACCCGGUCUCUGUUCUGGUCUCCGGAGUCGGAGUCGGAGACUCGUCGCGCUCCUUCGGGGCCAGACUGUGCGCCUCCCGAAUCCGACCGGAGCCGCCGCGCGCUCUCGAGGCGAACGUGAUGGAGAGGGACGUCAUGGACAAGCUGGAGGACAUGUCGUCCGUGUAUGACUUUGACCCCAUCACCGGCAACAUCCCCGCCACAAAGGUGGAAGUCACCGUCUCCUGUAGGAUGCUUCUGGACAAAGACACAUUCUCGAAGUCAGAUCCAUUGUGUGUCCUCUACACCCAAGGCGUGGAGACCAAACAGUGGAGAGAGUUCGGCAGGACGGAGGUGAUAGACAACACCCUGAAUCCAGACUUUGUGCGGAAGUACAUCUUGGACUACUUUUUCGAAGAAAAGCAGAACCUUCGCUUUGACUUGUAUGACGUUGACUCCAAAAGUCCAGACCUGUCCAAACACGACUUUUUGGGUCAGAUGUUCUGUACUCUCGGGGAGAUCGUCGGAUCGCCAGCCAGCCGACUGGAGAAACCUCUUGGGGACCCUGGGUGUAGCCCAGUCGCUGUAUUUCACCGGUGACACUAUGCCAUCUUCACACAGU
Molecule: messenger RNA, 1101 nt
Organism: Entelurus aequoreus (snake pipefish)
Lineage: Eukaryota; Metazoa; Chordata; Actinopteri; Syngnathiformes; Syngnathidae
Product: copine-5-like
Exons: 7
Coding region: 621-1079 (152 amino acids)
Biological process (GO): cellular response to calcium ion
Cellular component (GO): plasma membrane
Molecular function (GO): calcium-dependent phospholipid binding
Source: RefSeq, a predicted model, not a curated record